This is a messenger RNA of Epinephelus moara (kelp grouper), 1100 nucleotides long. It is a transcript of the gene tspan33b, whose product is annotated as tetraspanin 33b. The record is from RefSeq and is a predicted model, not a curated record. Bases 1 to 786 code for a protein of 261 amino acids. The transcript is spliced from 8 exons. Gene Ontology annotation, cellular component: membrane. NCBI's taxonomy places the organism in Eukaryota, Metazoa, Chordata, Actinopteri, Perciformes, Serranidae.
AUGUCGUCAAGGGCCAGCCAGCGCCAGGUCGGCUCGCCCGGCCAGGCUCUGAAGUGGAAGUUUAGGAUAGUUUUCUCCUUGUUGAUUGUAGCCAUCGGGGUGUACGCUAAAGUCCAGAAGGCUACAGACACGGUGCGGGACACGUUCCUGAUCGACCCGGCUGUCAUCCUAAUUGUGGUGGGGGUGGUCAUGUUCUUCAUCACUUUCUGUGGCUGCAUCGGAGCCCUUCGAGAGAACAUUCGCCUCCUCAAGACAUUCUCCUUCAGCCUGACAUUGGUCUUCCUCACCCAGCUGGCCAUAGCAAUCCUGGGCUUCUUCUACUCCGAUCAGACUCGGGAUGCUUUGGGAAAGUUUGUGAAGAAAGCCAUCGUGCACUACAGGGAUGACCUGGAUCUGCAGAACCUGAUGGAUUACAUCCAGAAAGAGUUCAAAUGUUGUGGGUGGAACAACUACACAGACUGGUCCUGGAACCUGUACUUUAAUUGCACACAUGAGAACCCCAGCUCCGAGCGCUGUGCCGUGCCUUACUCCUGCUGCACUCCUGUUCCUGGAGAGACAGUGAUCAACACUAUGUGUGGUUUUGGGGUUCAAACCCAGAACUACCUAGAGGCAAACAAGUCGAUCUACCCGGUAGGCUGUGCGGACAAAGCAGUGAUGUGGGUCGAGUCUCAUCUGUUGCUGGUGGGCGCUCUCGCACUGGGUCUGGCCUUGCCGCAGAUUGCAGGCAUCGUGCUGUCCCAGAUCCUGAUCUCUCAGAUCCAAGAUGAGAUUAUUUCAGUGUUGUGAGAGCGGGCCAACGCAGGAGGAGAGGAGGAAAGAAAAGAACUUACAGUGCUCCAUUUGGCUCGUCUGACAUGUGCAAGGACAUCUUUUUUUACCACUACUGUAUCACUGCGACAUUUGAGUACAUAUUCUUCCUGUGCUGCUGCUAACAGGCAUCAAAGUGUGGUACACACGGAGUCAUCACAUGCAAAAUGCAAAGUGUAUAUUUAUUGGUUUUGAACAUGGUUUUUGUAUUGAUCAUUGACAUGAGGAUUUUAUUUCUGAAAAGUAUUUAUAUUUAAAUGUGAAGUUUGCUAAUAAAAUCUAAGAGAAGAAAU